Messenger RNA from Adelges cooleyi (spruce gall adelgid), 7766 nucleotides. RefSeq names its product filamin-A (gene cher). The record is from RefSeq and is a predicted model, not a curated record. Gene Ontology annotation, biological process: actin cytoskeleton organization. Gene Ontology annotation, molecular function: actin filament binding. The transcript has 39 exons. Bases 383 to 7669 code for a protein of 2428 amino acids. Lineage: Eukaryota; Metazoa; Arthropoda; Insecta; Hemiptera; Adelgidae.
CAGAACACACACUCGGCCGUGGUGCGAUCAACAGUGAAAACAAUAUUGUGUUUUUACAUCAUCUUCGUGCCGUGCCGGACUUGACACGAUUUUCCAAAAAAAUCGAGAAAAUUCCGGGAAAAAACGUUCAAAUUUUUGUUUUGUUUGCGAAAGUUUUCACCGUCGUUCGGUUCGAUAUGAUCGGCAAACCUCCGUCGGCCGCUGCUCCGUGGGCUUAACAACGCGUUUGUAACAACUCAUACCGGACCCGUAUAAUAAUAUAUAGGUGCAAUCCGACAGAGGGCGCUUGUCGUUUCGGUCGUCCGGCCGUAGUGCGGUCCGACAACAGCGGUUGUUGUUUUUUCUAUAUAUAUAUAUAUUUUUUUUAUUUGAAUAAACCGGUAUGUCGGUGGCGGUGGCGGCGGCGGCGGCCGAACCGGACGGAUACGUUGACGGCGGCGGCGGCGGCAGUCAGGAGGACGACAUGGGAGCCGCCGAACGGGACUUGGCCGAGGACGCGCGCUGGAAGCUCAUCCAGCAGAACACGUUCACGCGAUGGGCCAACGAGCACCUGAAAACCGCGGACAAGUCCAUCGGCAACCUGGAAACGGACCUGAGCGACGGGCUCAGGCUGAUCACGCUGAUCGAGGUGCUCAGCGGCAAGCGGCUGCCCAAGCACAACAAGCGGCCCACGUUCCGGUCGCAGAAGCUGGAGAACGUGUCGGUGGCCCUCAAGUUUCUGGACGACGAGAACAUCAAGUUGGUCAACAUCGAUUCUUCUGACAUUGUCGAUUGCAAGUUGAAAUUAAUUUUGGGAUUAAUAUGGACGCUCAUUUUACAUUAUUCCAUAUCAAUGCCAAUGUGGGAAGGCGAAUUCGGCGAGCAGUCACCAAACGACAAGGGCCCGACGCCCAAACAAAGAUUGCUCAACUGGAUCCAGAGUAAAGUGCCCGAUUUGCCCAUAUCAAACUUCACCACGGAUUGGAACGACGGGAAAGCGGUUGGAGCUUUGGUCGACGCCGUCGCUCCUGGUCUGUGUCCGGAUUGGCCUAAUUGGAAAUCCGAGAACGCUCUGCAGAACGCAAAGGAAGCCAUGGGCUUGGCCGACGACUGGCUCGACGUCAAACAGCUAAUCAAACCCGAAGAGUUGGUCAGUCCCAACAUGGACGAACAGUCGAUGAUGACUUAUCUGUCUCAGUAUCCCAACGCCAAAUUGAAGCAAGGAGCGCCGCUCCGGGCGAAAAACAACCCAAGCCGUGUACGCGUUUACGGGCCCGGCAUCGAACCCACCGGUCAAACGGUCGGGGAAAAAACGAAUUUUACCAUAGAAACGUUUUCGGCAGGCAAAGGAAACGUGGACGUUAUCGUGGAGAACCCGAAAGGCAAACCGGAACCGGUGAACGUUGUGUUCAACAACGACCGCAGUCAGACCUAUACGGCCACUUACAAACCGGUGUUGGACGGACCACACAAGGUGCACGUUAAGUACUCCGGCGUGCAAACUCCAAAAUCGCCUUACCUCGUCAACGUGGAGUCGGCUGGCGGCGAUCCGACCAAAGUCAGAGUGUUCGGGCCGGGCGUUCAACCCGAAGGAGUGUCAGUGGGGAAACCGACUUAUUUCGAAAUACACACAAAAGACGCUGGCAAAGGAAUACCCGAAGUGUUAAUUUUGGAUCCGACCGGCCGCGAGAACACCGUCCAGGCAAAGUUGAAGAAAGAAGCCGAAGGCGUGUACAGGUGCGAUUACAUGGCUGUUGCCCAAGGAAUGCAUUCCGUCAACGUUUUCUUCUCCAAACAACCUGUGCCUCACAGCCCGUUCGCCGUUCUCACGACACUCGCUUCGGACGCCAAAAAAGUGAGAGCUUUCGGUCGAGGACUACAACCACACGGUGUCCGGGUCAAAGACGAAGCUAAGUUUAAAAUAGUGACCGAAGGAGCUGGCGAGGGCGUGCCCGAAGUGAACAUUAUCGGUCCAGGUGGAGUGAAGGAACCGGUGCAAAUGAAGAAAAUCGAUCAGCACACUUACGACGUGGCUUACUACCCGAGAAAAGUUGGACGGCACAUCGUUAUGAUAACGUUCGCCGGCCAAGAGAUUCCCAAGGCACCUUUCGAAGUGCACGUCAACCCCUACAAGGAGACGUCGAUCCGAGCUUAUGGCCCAGGUCUGACCGGCGGAGUGGUUUCGCAUCCGGCUAUGUUCACCGUGGAAACCAAUGGCGAAACUGGUUCCUUAGGAUUCAGCAUCGAAGGACCGUCUAAAGCUAAAAUCGAUUGCCACGACAACGGCGACGGAUCAGCCGACGUUAGGUACUACCCUACAGCACCUGGAGAAUAUGCCGUGCACAUCUUGUGUGACAAUGAGGACAUCCCCAACUCUCCCUACAUGGCCAACGUGAUACCCAGCACAGAUUUCUACCCAGACAAGGUCAACUGUUACGGUAACGGUCUUCAGCCAAACGGCGUCGUCCAAGGACACCCAGCAGAGUUCGUGGUGGACACAAAAAAAGCAGGAAAAGCUCCACUCGACGUUAAAGUUUUCGACUCUAACUGCAAUACAAUUGAGCCUAUUGUUAAAGACAACCGAGACGGGACUUACUCUUGUAAGUAUGUUCCUAAAAUGGACGGAAAACACACACUUCAGGUUAAUUAUGGAGGAGUAGCAGUGCCACAGAGUCCGUUCCGGGUGUUCGUGGCGCAACCGUUAAAUCCAAACAAAGUGCAAAUAUUCGGUCCUGGAAUUGAGCCCGGAGUCAAGGCUAACAAACCCAACCAUUUCACUAUCGAUUGCUCCGAAGCCGGCAUAGGCGAAUUGAACGUGAACCUCCUCAAUGAAAAAGGUGUGAACGUACCACUGCAAGUCAACGAUAACGAAGACGGUUCGUUCUUGAUAGACUACGUACCGCCUACUCCAGGGGUUUACAAUUUGAACUGCACAUACGGAGGAUCCAAAGUACCAAACUGUCCGAUUAAAAUCCCCGUCCAACCCCAAGUAGACUUGUCUAAAGUCAAAGUAGACGGCCUCGAACAGCUGGUGCCAAUGAACAGUCUCCAGCAAUUCCGGGUGAUGACUAGGGACGCCGGUAAAGCCGAGUUCGCCGUGAUAAUUACCAGCCCGUCCGGCGGCUCGGUGAAGGCGCACGUCGUGCCCUUUGAAGACGGUUACAAGGUGAGCUUCACACCGGCAGAGGUUGGCGAAUACCGACUUAGCGUGACUCUGGGCGGCGAGACGGUGGGCCGAGCACCUUACCGUAUGCAAUGUGUACAGACCAGCGACCCUUCCAAAGUGUUCGCCUACGGUCCCGGACUCUCCGGGGGUAUGGUCAACCGACCGGCCGAGUUUACAAUCGACACCAAGAAAGCCGGUCAAGGAGGUCUCGGGGUCACCGUAGAAGGACCAUGCGAGGCGUCUAUCAACUGUCGCGACAACGGCGAUGGCACGUGCUCGGUUGCCUAUAUGCCAAGGGAAGUAGGCGACUACGUGAUAAACAUCACUUUCAACGAUUGUCUCAUACCCAAGGCGCCUUUCUUAGCCAUGAUCGGCGGUCAACCUCGGCCACAGAACAUCAAAGCUUCCGGCAACGGUCUGCUGCCCAACGGAGUCUUCUUGGAUUCACCGACUGAUUUCAUUGUUGACUCUCGAGGCGCUACCAAAGUCGGACAAGGAGUCGUAACGUGCACAGUGACCAAUCCAUCUGGCACCAGGACAGAGACUUUCAUCGCUCCUCAGGGCGACGGCACUUACAGAAUAAGUUACACUCCGUUCGAAGAAGGACAACACACUGUUGAAAUAUUUUACGAUGGAAUGCCGAUUGUGGGGUCUCCGUUUUCCGUUAACGUUAAACGUGGCACGGAUGCGAGCAAGUGCAGAGCUUACGGUCCAGGUCUGUCCAAGGCGGUGUUAAACAAAGUGAACGCGUUUACUGUGGAAACUAAAGGAGCUGGAACUGGAAGUUUGGGAUUGGCUAUUGAAGGCCCGUCUGAGGCCAAGAUGACGUGCAAAGACAACAGGGACGGAUCUUGUUCGGUGGAGUACACGCCCACCGAACCCGGUGAAUAUGAUGUGAGCAUACAAUUUGCGGAAAAGCACAUUCCGGGAUCACCGUUUAAGGUCGGGGUAGAUCGUGCAGCCAACGCGAAUAACAUAGUCGUAUCCGGACACGGUUUGAAUCCGAAAUACUGCAGAGAUGAUACGCCGGCAACGUUUAAAAUUGAUGCUACCAGAGCGGCAAAAGGCAACUUCGAUGUCAAAAUGACUACUGACAGAGGACCAUUGCAGCAGAAACCUCUGAUUCGCGACAACGGUGACGGAACAUAUGAAGUCAACUUCACUCCCAACCACGAAGGUGCUCUACUCACAGCUAACGUAUUAUACAACGGAAGUCACGUCCCGAACAGCCCGUUCAAAGUUAGAGUACGACCAAAGUUCGAGUUGGACAAGGUGAAAAUCGAAGGACCCGGAGUGUCGGAUUCCAGAGGAGUCAAGGCGUCGAUUCCCACGUACUUUGUGGUGGACGCCACUGAAGCGGGAACAGGCAAACUGGACGUUAGGAUUGUGGGACCGGACGGCUAUCCGAGAAAUGUGGACGUGGACAAAGUCGAUCAGAAUUUGUACAAAAUCAAAUAUACACCCGACGAUUGUGGUAGUUACUCAAUAGAAGCCUUGUACGGAGGCACCCAACUACCCAACACUCCCAUAAACGUGCAAUGUUAUCCCACUGGAAAUGCGAGCAAUUGUCGAAUCAUCGGAGCUAUCGAUGGCCGAGUAACGGUCGGUAGAUACAAUAGUAUCAAUGUAAACGCGAGAAACUGUGGUGAAGGAAACGUCACCUGUCGCAUCAAACCGGUGGACGGAGAUCUUUAUGAAAACGUGGAAGUAGUCCCUAGAAACGACGGCACUUACACGGUUAGCUAUUUGCUCAAAGUGCCGGGACAGUACAUGUUGAGUCUGAAGUACGGAGGGCAACCGGUGCAAGAAGGAGUUUACACAUUUAUGGCGACUUUGGAAGAACCGGCCGUGACGAAACGAUUGCCCAGAGACUUUGCGGAGCAUCUGCGCAUCGACGAACAAAUCCAACGAACGAGCACAGUCACUACCACUGAAUAUAGGCCGGUGGUUUUAGACAAGAUACCGGUGCCGACUAGCAGAGGAAAUUUGACGGCCGAUAUAAAAAUGCCGAGCGGUAAAAUCGACAAGCCUUUCGUGGAGGACAACCACGACGGUACGGUGUCGCUUAAGUACGGUCCGAAAGAGGAAGGAUUGCACGAGCUGUACGUCAAAUACAACGGCGAAAACGUCCAAGGUUCACCGUUCAAAUUCCACGUAGACUCCAUAACCAGCGGACACAUCACGGCAUACGGCCCGGGACUCACUCACGGCGUUAGCGGAGAACCUUCAAACUUCACCAUCUACACCAAGGGUUCGGGAGCCGGUGGUCUUUCGUUAGCCGUCGAGGGUCCCAGCAAGGCCGACAUCAGUUGCCACGACAACAAAGACGGUACCGUGUCGGUGACUUACUUGCCGACGGCGCCCGGAGAAUACCGGAUAUCCGUCAAGUUCGGCGACAAGCACAUCAAAGGAAGUCCGUACGCGUCCAAAGUCACCGGCGAAGGUCGCAAAAGAAAUCAAAUUUCAGUGGGAUCGUGCAGCGAAGUUUCUCUUCCUGGCAAAGUGCUCGACAAGGACUUCCGUUUGCUGAACGCUUCUAUCCAAGCGCCAAGCGGUCUGGAGGAGCCUUGCUUCUUGAAACGGUUACCUAACGGAAAUCUAGGAAUAUCGUUCACUCCCCGAGAAAUUGGUCCACACGUGGUAUCGGUAAAGAAGAUGGGUCAGCACAUUGUCAAUUCGCCGUUUAAAAUAACCGUGGGCGAGAGAGAAGUGGGCGACGCCAAGAAGGUGAUCGUCUCUGGAAACGGGCUGAAAGAAGGCAAGACCCACGCGGAGAACUUGUUCACCGUGGACACUAGAAGUGCCGGUUACGGCGGUCUGUCUCUGUCCAUCGAAGGACCGAGUAAAGCUGAAAUCCAGUGCAAGGACAAAGAAGACGGCACGCUGAACAUAUCGUACAGGCCCACGGAACCGGGUUAUUAUAUCGUCAAUCUGAAAUUCGCCGACCACCACGUGGUGGGUUCGCCGUACACCGUUAAAGUGACCGGCGAGGGAAGCAAUUGUCAGCGUGAGAAGAUCGAACGGAGGCGGGACGCCGUCCCCCAGACCGAAGUGGGCAGCAAAUGCAAGCUUACGUUUAAAAUGCCAGGUGUACUUCCAUUUGACUUGUCGUCGACGGUGACUUCGCCCGGUGGCAUCACGGAAGACGCCGAGGUCAACGAAAUCGAAGACGGUCUGUUCGCCGUGCAUUUUGUGCCCAAAGAGUUGGGCGUUCACACCGUGUCGGUCCGGUACAAGGAAAUCCACAUACCCGGGUCACCGUUCCAGUUCACCGUAGGUCCUCUGAGCGACGGCGGAGCUCACCGUGUGCACGCCGGCGGCUCUGGUCUGGAACGCGGAGAACAAGGUCAACCCUGCGAGUUCAACGUGUGGACAAGAGAGGCCGGUCCGGGUUCGCUAGCCAUAUCGGUCGAGGGUCCCAGCAAGGCGGAAAUCGAUUUCAAAGACCGCAAGGACGGCUCGUGCUACGUCAGCUACACCGUCAGCGAACCGGGCGAAUACCGCGUGGGCAUUAAGUUCAACGACCAACACAUACCUGACUCGCCGUACAAACUGUUCAUGUCGCCGGCUCAGGGAGACGCUCACAAGCUGGAAAUUGCUCAAUUCCCCACUACUGGCGUGACAGCUGAUUAUCCUGCACAGUUCCUCGUUCGCAAGAACGAUGCGAUCGGUGUGUUGGACGCCAAAGUGUUGGCGCCUUCUGGUUCGGAGGACGACUGUUUCAUUCAGAACAUCGAUCAAGACAUGUACUCCGUUCGUUUCAUGCCCCGCGAGAACGGCGUGCACAACAUCCACGUCAAGUUCAACGGGGUUCACAUUCCAGGGUCACCGUUGCGCCUGAAAGUCGGCAAAGGAGAUGCCGACCCAGCUGCAGUGCACGCAAGCGGACCGGGCUUGGGCGACGUCAAGACAGGACACAAGACGGACUUUAUCGUGGACACGUGCAGUGCCGGCGCUGGCACGUUGGCCGUCACCAUCGACGGACCCAGCAAAGUGUCAAUGGACUGUACCGAAGUCGAAGAAGGAUACAAAGUUAGAUACACGCCGCUGGUGCCCGGAGACUACUACAUCAGUCUCAAGUACAACGGUUACCACAUUGUCGGUUCGCCGUUCAAAGUCCACUGUACCGGAGACGAUCUGGCGGAACGCGGUGCCCAAGAAACGAGUUCGGUGGUCGUGGAAACGGUGCACAAAGUGUCCAAAGGUGGAAAAGGCGGUGCCGGCGUCGUUCUGCCGCAUUUCAAGUCGAACGCUACCAAAGUGACCAGCAAGGGAAUGGGCCUGAAGAAAGCGUACUUGGGAAAACAAAAUCUGUUCACCAUUAACGCGUCCGACGCCGGUAACAACAUGCUGUUUGUGGGCAUUUACGGGCCGAAGGGACCUUGCGAGGAGAUAUUCAUCAAACACAUGAAACAAAACAACUACCAAGUGAGCUACAUAGUCCGAGACCGAGGCGAGUACAUCCUGUUGGUCAAGUGGGGCGACGAUCACAUACCCGGAUCGCCGUUUAAAAUCGAAGCUUAAACGUCUUAAUACCGUUUUGUUUUUUUUUCUCUCUUCGUCAAAAUAAAUCAACAAAAACCGACAUAAAAAAAAAAAUAUAUAUAUAUAUAUAUACAAA